UGAAUCUUUAAAUGGGUGGGACUAUUUUACUCUAAUCAACAUGGCUGACCAAAACACCGACUUUACUUGUCAAAAGAAUACCACAGAAAUGAAGUUUGUUUGAACUAUAUAAGAUAAUAUUGGAGUGUCUAUUCAACAGAUGGUAUAGAAAACUUAAUAUCUGAAAGUAAAGUUGCUAACAAUACUGACACAGAAAGACUUUUCGCUAUACUUCCUACCGUUGUUCUGUGGGUGACUCAUCUCCGAGAUAUCGGUCAUGGAAUAAUAAAUGAAGUGAGAUAAUGAAGGAAAACCAAAAACAAUGCCAACUGUCAAAGUCGAAAAAAUCUGAGUAAUUAGUGAUGUGAAGCACAACGUCCGGAUGCCAGCAGCAACCAUGAAUGAAGAAGGUCAACAAGUCGUUGUUGCAAAAUAUGACUACAAGGCCGAAAAUGCACAGGAACUAGAUAUAAGGAAACAUGAAAAGCUGGUCUUGUUAGAUGACACUAGGGAAUGGUGGAAGGUGCAAAACAAUCGUAACAAAUCGGGAUUCGUUCCCUCAAAUUAUGUUAAAAAGUCCAAACCUUCAAAGAUUUUCUCUAGUCUCAGAGCAACUCUUGGAAGAAGAAAUAAAAGUGAUACAAAAUUAACUUCUCAUAGUCCUAUAGUGAGCCGCAAUGGAGAUACAGGAAGUGAUCAAAAUAGUGUGAGUAGUGACGUUACGAUUUGUGAUCCUCAGCCUUCCAUUGUCAAAUUUAAUUAUACUCCUCAGAGGCCAGAUGAAUUAGGAUUGACCAAAGCUGAACAAGUGACAGUGUUAGAAAAGUCAAUUGAUGGGUGGUGGAAGGGUCGUAAGAAGGAUAAUAGUACAGGAUGGUUUCCUUCAAAUUAUGUUGACAUUAUUGAAGAACAAAAUGAAAAUAGUUGUCCCGUGGAGUAUUCAACAGCAGCAAUGUUGGAACCUCGAAUUCAAGAGCAAGAAACUGUUGUUGCCCUUUAUGCAUUUACUGGUACGCAACCAGAGGAACUGGCGUUUGAAAAAGGAGAGCGACUUGUGAUUUUAGAAAAACCGUCAGAGGACCCUGAUUGGUGGCGUGCUCAGAAUGAACGUGGAUUAGUCGGGCUGGUCCCACAAAAUUAUGUUCAGGUUUUAGAAGACUGUGAAACUGCCAAUAGCCACAGUUCUUCAACACCACAGUCCCAAUCAACAAGUAGUCUAUCGAACACUUCUAAUCUCUCAGUUGUCGGUCCUGGAAGUAGAAAACAGUUUCGUGUUUCUGGUCCACUCGCAGAUAAAGACUGGUAUUAUGGCAAAAUAACACGACAAGAGUGCGAGGAACUUUUGAAAAAGUUUGCUAAUGAAGGAGAUUUCAUUAUACGUGAUAGUGAAUCUGCAAGUGGAAACUUUACAGUCGUUUUAAAAGCUGCCGAAAGGAACAAGCAUUUUCGUGUGAAUGUGAACGAUGAACAGUACCAGAUAGGUCAACAAAAAUUCUCGUCACUUGACCAUCUAAUAGAGCAUUACAAGAAACAUCCUAUCUUUAAACAGGAGAAUGAAAAGUUGUAUUUAGUCAAACCAUUCAUUAUGCCGUCAGAAUUCUGACGGUACAUUAUUACUGUAUUUAUGAAGCAUUUUUUUGAAUUUUUUGAAUUAAUUAUUAAGUGCAAAAGUAUUGAUCAAUCAUAGCAUCUUAAUCAUUGUUCUAAUUUGUUGUUGAGAUUUUAACCCCUACAUGAGAAUCAGUUCGAAAACUUUUAACCUCAGAAACUUGCAUGUAAAUUUUUAUAUUUUCUGUUGCAUCAUUUAAAGCAUUUUGAAUCAACAAAGUUAAUAUGAUUAAUAAGUUGAUGGUAUAUUAACAUAGGAGUAAGUUCUGCAAAUGUAACUGUUAUCAUUAUGAUUUUGUUUUUUUCAUAUUUUUUCUCUUUCUCAUCUUUAUCUGUUUACCUGUUGAAAUAAAAAUCCCUAUGACAAGAUUUAAGUAAAACUGCAGUUUUUGUAAGAUGAAACAUGCACUGAACCACUAAUUUUGAAAGCUUACAUUUUGUUUAUUUCCCCUUUUUAAGAGCAGUCUAAUAAUGGAAGGAUUAUGUGUUUUUUGUUGUUUUUUUUACAAAAUUCCUGUCAAACACUGACAACCAAUGACUUGUGUAAUGUCACAGCUACAUGUUACAUUAUGUAUUUUCAGUCUUCAUCCUUCUGUUUAUUCUUUCAAUAUCAGGUUAAAGUUUUAGUCACUGCGGAUUCAUUUAUUUUUGUGGGUACCAAUUUUCAUGAAUUAUGGAAAACUCAAAUUUUCGUGGAUAUUCAAUUUCAUGGUUUUGCUGAACUCUGCAUACAAGCCUAUAGGAAAUUUUUCAUUUGUUGAAAACUCAAUUUCUUGGUUUUCCUACACCCAUGAAAUCCUCUAACAUUGGUAUCUAAAGACUUAUAAUGAAUCCACAGUAGGUAGUUAAUUAUGAAAGUGUUGGUCACAUCAACAUUAUACUUAGAACACAUGUCCAUUAUAUAUGAUGUGAACUGUUACUAUUACAAAAAGUGGUUUUAAUAACUAAAAUUUUGAAGAUUAGAAGAAUGAAAUGUAUUAGUGAGAGUGGGGCAUGCCAUGAUUGUGUCCUAUGGACAUAUUCUUGUUUUUAAUGCUAUGCAAUAUUCAAUGUUUGUACAAAGCACAAAAUUACAAAGGUUUCUGUUAAAGCUCUUGUUUCUCAGCACUUUAGAAUCUUGCUUGAGAAAGUGAAAGGGGGACGUGAUCCUUAAUAAACUGCAAGGAAAUAUAAAAUCACUUCUCACUGCAUCAGUAGAAUGCUAGAUUUAACUAGUUCCAGUAGUUUUCAUAUUAAAAUGGACUGUUUUUUUGUAGUUCAGGAAAUUAAUCAAUUUACCAACUCAAGUGAAGUUACAAGGGGAGAUAAUAUAAAGUGAUUAUCUCCCUUUGAUUCUACCAUUUUGGUUUCAAUCAGGGGAGGAUAAUUACUGAUACAACACAAUGGGUGGGAAAACUUUAAGAAGAAAACAUUUGAGAUUGUCCUUAUACUUAUCAUGCAAUUGGUUUAUAUCUUAAAUGUACAAUAUCAAAAUUGUCAUUUAUUGUCUGGAAACACUUUUGUUUAUCUCUUUACAGAGCUAAAAUUGUAGUAAAAUAUAUCAAAACAGGAAUUUUUGUAAACAAGAAAUAUGUCUAAGAUUUUGGUUUUAACAGGUUUCAUUAUAUUAUUUAUGUUCUACAUCAUGAUUCUUAUUGUGCAUACAAGUUUUAAAGGUUGUACAUUCAUAUUUGCUGUGCCUACCGUUUUAUCAGAAGAGUUUUUAGGGGGCUCAUCAAUUCAUUUAGUAAAAUCUUAAUCUCUUGAUAAUUUUACCAGCAAUAUCCUCAAAAAGAUAUUUAAUUUAAAGAUUUGUACUGUUAUUGUGUAAAAGUAAUAUUUAUAUUUAAUAUUGUUUUGAUUGAUGUACCAGUAAAAUUCAUUAAAACAGUUAUCAUUGGUGCAUUGGUUUUCAAUAUAAAUAUAUGAAAUAUACUUUAAAAAAGUAAACAUUUUUGCCAACCCUUUUAUCCACUCUUUCAUUUACUUAACAGGUUUUUGAAGAUAGACAUAUUUUAGCUUAGUUUGCCACAAUUCAUUCUUUCAUUAAUUUAUUUGCCAGUUUGUCCAUAAUAUGCAUAUUUCAGCUUUCUUUACCAUAAAUCCUCAAAUCCAUUCAUUUUACUUGCCUGUUGGUUGAUUAAACAAAUAUUCCAGCUAAUAAAUAUAAAUUAUUUGAAGGUAGAGUUCAUGUACUUUUUUCGUGGUAUAUAAAUUUUCUUUGGUCUCAGCAAAAUUAUGUCUUUAAUGCUGUUAAUUAUGAGUACAAAUUUUGCAAUUUUUUAUGAUUCGCAUUUUUGAUUUAUUGUCCAUAAUCAAAGCCUAUCUGAUAUGAGUUGUAUUAAAAAUCAAAUUCCACUUGUUGACAUUUUGCAAAACAGUAAUUCUAAUACAAUGUAUAUGAUUCACAUUUAUUCUCAACAUUUAACAGGACCAAAAGACAGUUAAACAGUGAUUCUUGCAUGAAGGACAUAUUACCUAUCUGAGUGCAUGAUUAAUCACAAAACACUAUUUAUUAACCAUUAAUUGCAAGUUUUGAAGAAAGAAAAAGGUUUAACAAGUUUAAAGGGCCAAACUUACAAAUUUUAUUACUAGUUUAUUUAAAUUCCUGAAAAAAAACUCAUCUUUUAAUAAGAAUGGAAAGUGAUGCUCCUGACAAAUUUAGAAAUGAAUACAGAUAUUUUUUUUUAACAAGAAUGGUUUAAAUAUAAAGUGUAAAAGUUUUUUCUAUACAAGAAGUUUAUUGGUGAAGUUUUACCUGCCAUAAUAAUAGUAUUGUUUUAUGAUAUAUUAUAGGUUGUAAUCCAGUUAAAUACUACUUAUCAUGUUUAUAAUAGUUAAAAUGAUGAAGGUUGUCUCUCCCCACUUUGUAUUUCAUAAUGUAAAUGCCAAAUUUCUACAUACACUUAUUACAGCUCUCCAGUCAUCACAACUGGUCUGAACCCUUUCAAAUUUGUGUUAUAUUAAGUCUACAAGUCACUUUUCAGACAUUUAAAAAGAUGAAUUUGCUGUAAUAAAAUGCAUGUAGUAAGUCUGAAAAAUUUCUCCAUUUACUGUUGAAUUUUUAUUUCAGAUAUUGAAAUGAACAUAAUCAUAAUUUUUUGGAAAAAAAGAUAAAUCAUAAGACUUAUUAAUGAAAAAGUUAUUGAUAGUGCUUUCAGGGAUUUAAGGUUGAAAAACUUACAUGAAGUUUGUGUCUCUUGUGUCAAGGGACUGGCAUGAUUCAUAUUAUUGUGCUAAUUUUAUUUACAUGUUUUGAUUUAGAAGCCUAUAGAAGUAUCAUGCAUUAAAAAAUGUUUCAUAUAUUGUCGUCCAUUGACAGUUGAUAAUUUUGCUUCAAGUAGUCCCGUGAAAAUUGAGGAAGACCUCUUAUAUGACAUUAGAAUAUAACAGGGUUAUGAAUAUAAAAAAGAAUAUGUGGUAUGUUUUUGUUUCUGGCUAAUAUCUCUUACAAAUCUAAAAAUAGAUUAUAUUUUCAUUAAUCUUACAAAUCUAAAAACAGAUUGUAUUUUCAUUAAUGAAUAGAUGUUUGUAUUAUUUUAAAUCCAACAUUAUGCAAUGGUAACUAAUUAUAAAGGUGGUAACAGUAGUUUAAGAAUCCAGCAAUAGUUAAGCAUGCACAACACAGUUGUAAAGUUCAUAGGUUGUCCUGUAGCAUGUUACUUACCCGGUUAUAUAUACAUUACAAAAUUGAUCUUCCCUUGCCAAGUUUGUUUUCUUUACAUUUAUACUAGAUAUUCAUAUAUAUCUUUUUAAAGUCAAUUUACUGAUUUCUAACAAUGCAACAAAGAAUUUUGUUCAAUCUAGAUUCAAAUUAGUUUUUAUGAUCUUUACUUGGAUGAUAGUCGUUCUGUGUUUAUUCAUAUGCCUAUUAAAAGUCAAAACAUUAUCAAUGGUUGUGUUAGGUCAUAUUUUGUUAUUUGGAGAGUUCAGUAUAAUGACAGAUCUUUGAUGGUUUUGUAUUAAAUUGCAUGUAUCUACAACUGUUUCAAGUUUAAUAUAUUGACCUAUAGGUGUCUAAUUGUUAAAUGUUACAUUCAGUUGCGUUUUUUUUUAUAUGACCGCAAAAUAUUAAACAAAUCCAAGGUCUUGAAAUGCUGUAUUUUUCUCCAGAUUUUUUUUUCCAUUGGUGAAAGAAACAUGUUCUUUUAUUUUGGAAUGUUUUGACAUAAUCCUGAUGUAUUCAUUGUUUUUGUUAACAAUUUUGUUUUAAAUUCAUGUAAUGUCUAAUAAUAUUCAUAGUAAGAGAGAUUCUCUCCAAAACAAUCUUGUUUUACUGUUAAUGAUAAAUCAUAUUUAUAAGAAUUGUUAUCUCAGUGCCUAUUUCAUAUUUUGCUGGAUUCUUAAAUUAAACUGGCCUAUUAUAACAAGCAAUAAGAACAAAAACUGCUUUUAUGCAGACGAUGAGUUAAAUUGAAUUUCAAACCAUAAAUGUACUUGAAAUUGAUAUCAUUUUGGUGGAACAGCUAAAUUCAGCUGAUUUUACCUUAGAUUUACAGGAGUUCUUUCCACCUGAGCAAAUAUGAUUUCAACAACUUGCCUUUCAGUCAUUAGCUUGACUCAGUACUUUGUGAACAAAAUUUGUGUUUGUAAAGUCAAAUGAAGUAUUUUGAUGGGUUGAUUUUUAGGUCUGAGUACAAUAAUUGUACUAAAAAUUUAAUGACUGUAAGGCUCAACCUUUUAGAAAACAAUUCUUGAUUUAAUAGAAUUGACUGCAUGCAAGAAAAUUUGUUAACAGUUUUCAGUUGUAAUACUAGUCUAUAUUUACUACAGUUAUACAGUUCUUACUUCACAGCAAAAGUAUAUUUGUUUUUGAAUAAACAUGUUUAAAGAAAGUA
Messenger RNA from Mytilus trossulus (common blue mussel), 6404 nucleotides. Its product is annotated as cytoplasmic protein NCK2-like. The record is from RefSeq and is a predicted model, not a curated record. NCBI's taxonomy places the organism in Eukaryota, Metazoa, Mollusca, Bivalvia, Mytilida, Mytilidae. Gene Ontology annotation, molecular function: receptor tyrosine kinase binding; signaling adaptor activity. The coding region runs from base 362 to 1582 and encodes 406 amino acids. Gene Ontology annotation, biological process: cell migration; signal transduction. The transcript has 3 exons.